This is a messenger RNA of Solanum verrucosum, 2370 nucleotides long. Its product is annotated as pentatricopeptide repeat-containing protein At1g14470. Gene Ontology annotation, molecular function: RNA binding; protein binding; zinc ion binding. NCBI's taxonomy places the organism in Eukaryota, Viridiplantae, Streptophyta, Magnoliopsida, Solanales, Solanaceae. Gene Ontology annotation, biological process: RNA modification. The record is from RefSeq and is a predicted model, not a curated record. The coding region runs from base 53 to 2329 and encodes 758 amino acids. The transcript has a single exon.
AACAGUUAAGUUGGUUAACAAAAAGGGCCAAUGUUGGCACACUGAAAUUCUAAUGUCACACUUGCACACAGCUGCAUUGAAAGCCACCAAAUUAAACCACUUGAAACAGCUUCAUGCGCAGCUCUUUCAACGCUCUCUCUGUUCUGACAACUACUGGGUGGCGCAGCUCAUCAAACUCUGCACGCGCCUCCACGCUCCGCCCACUUAUGUUAACCGAGUUUUCGAUUCAGUCCACCAACCCAAUGUCUUUAUUUUCACUAAUAUCCUCAAGUUCUACUCUCAAUUGGGUGCCCACAGUGAUGUUCUCUACCUGUUUGACAAAAUGCAGAAAUGCAAUGUAGCCCCUGAUGCCUUUGUAUACCCGAUUCUUAUUAAAGCAUCUGGAAAAUGGGGCGUUGUGUUCCAUGCGCAUUGUAUCAAAAUGGGUCAUGAUUGGGAUAGGUUCGUUCGCAAUGCGAUUAUGGAUAUGUAUGGAAAGUUUGGGCCUUUGGAGAUUGCGCGGGAACUGUUUGAUGAAAUUCCUGAGAGAGCUGUUGCAGAUUGGAAUGCUAUGAUUUCAGGGUGUUGGAAUUGGGGUAAUGAAGUUGAAGCGAGGAGUUUGUUUGAUUUGAUGCCUGAGAAGAAUGUGGUUACUUGGACUGCUAUGGUUACUGCGUAUUCAAGAAGGAAAGAUUUGGAGAAUGCUAGGAAGUAUUUUGAUCAAAUGCCGGAGAGGAGUGUUGUGUCUUGGAAUGCAAUGCUGUCGGGGUAUGCUCAAAAUGGGUGUUCUGAAGAGGUUAUAAGGUUGUUUAAUGAGAUGAUGAGUUGUGGGGUUUGCCCUGAUGAAACUACAUGGGUUACUGUCAUUUCUUUGUGUUCUUCGCAUGGUGAUGCUAGCCUUGCGGAGGGGCUUGUUAAGAUGAUAAAUGACAAGGGUGUUCGCUUAAAUUGUUUUGCAAAGACUGCUCUACUUGACAUGUAUGCCAAGUGUGGGAACCUUGCUAUGUCUAGAAAGAUCUUUGAUGAAUUAGGUACGUACAAGAACUUAGUUACAUGGAAUGCAAUGAUUUCAGCAUAUGCAAGAGUUGGUGAUUUGGCUUCUGCAAGAGGGCUCUUUGAUACGGUGCCUGAGAAGAACGUCAUCUCUUGGAAUUCAAUUAUAGCUGGUUAUGCUCAAAAUGGACAGUCAAAAGUGGCUAUUGACCUUUUCAAAGAUAUGAUAGCAAAAGAUGUGCUGCCAGACGAAGUCACCAUGGUCAGUGUGAUCUCAGCCUGUGGCCACCUUGGGGCUUUGGAAUUUGGUAAUUGGGCAGUGAAUUUCCUGGAAAAGCAUCAAAUCAAACUGAGCAUUUCAGGUGAUAAUGCUCUGAUUUUCAUGUAUUCCAAGUGUGGUAAUAUGAAGGACGCUGAGAAAGUUUUCCAAUCGAUGGACACCAGAGAUGUGAUUUCUUAUAACACAUUGAUUACAGGUUUUGCAGCUUAUGGCAAUGCCAUUGAAGCUGUUGAAUUGUUGUGGAAGAUGAAGAAAGAAAAUAUUGAACCAGAUCGAAUAACCUAUAUUGGGGUACUAACAGCAUGUAGUCAUGGUGGACUGCUAGAAGAAGGUCGAAGGAUAUUUGAUUCAAUCAAAGAUCCAGACUCUGAUCACUAUGCGUGCAUGGUUGAUUUGUUAGGUAGAAAUGGUAAACUAGACGAAGCAAAAUGUUUGAUUGGAAGUAUGGCAAUGCAUCCACAUGCAGGAGUAUAUGGUUCCCUUUUACAUGCUAGUCGAGUUCACAAAAGGAUAGAUCUUGGAGAGUUUGCAGCUAGUAAGCUCUUUGAAAUAGAACCAGAAAAUUCAGGUAAUUACGUUUUGCUUUCAAACAUAUACGCCUCAGCAAGAAGAUGGGAAGAUGUAGACAGGGUGAGAGGGUUGAUGACAAUAGGAGGAGUAAAGAAGACAACUGGAUGGAGUUGGAUUGAACACAAGGGGGAGAUGCACAAGUUUAUAGUGGGUGACAGGUCACAUGAGCGAUCUGCAGAUAUCCAUAGAGUGCUCUCUGAAACAGAAAAGAAGAUGAGGCUAGCUGGAUAUAUGGCUGAUACGAGCUGUGUUUUAAAAGAUGUUGAAGAAGAAGAGAUGGAAGAGAUGGUAGGGACCCAUAGCGAGAAGUUGGCUGUGGCUUUUGCUCUUCUUGUUACUGAACCACACUCGGUCAUAAGGGUAGUGAAGAAUCUCAGGAUAUGUAGGGAUUGCCACACAGCAAUCAAAAUCAUUUCAAAGAUGGAGGGGAGGGAGAUCAUUGUUAGGGAUAAUAAUCGAUUUCACUCCUUCAGUGAAGGGCAGUGUUCUUGUAAAGACUAUUGGUAAGUCAUGCCUUACUGCACCAACCACACUGAUACAAGAUGGUU